UUUUUUUUUCAACACAUGUCGGAUCUGUCUAUCGUAAAAAAAUUUAGCACGUGGUCGUGUGUAUUUUAAUAAUAAAUUAAUAGCAAAAUUAAAUAAUAAAUCAUCAUGAAGUUACUUGAUGAACCUGUUUUAUCAAAUCUUCAUGCAGAUUAUGGAAAACAUCCAGACAAACAAAAUCCAUCACUUCAAGCACUUGGUGAACCACAUGUAAAUUCAUUCAACUAUAUGUUAGAUAAUGGCUUAGAUGAUGCCAUUAAAGACAUACUACCAGUACAUUUAAAAUUAAAAAAUGGAGAUAAAAUAAAAUUAUGGAUUGCUGAUGGUACAAUUGAUAAACCACGAGUUUUACCAGUAUCAAAUGGUACAAAAUCAAUGAUGCCAAAAAAUACAAAAUAUUAUCCAUCAGAAUGUCGUCAACGUGCAUCAACUUAUAAAGGUAAAUUUACCAUUAAAGUUGGCUGGUCAAUUGAUGAUCAAGAACAAGAAUUUAUUGAAAAAGAUUUAGGUGAAAUACCAAUAAUGGUUAAAUCAAAUCGUUGUCAUUUACUAAGAUCAAACCCAGAAGAACUUGUUAAAUAUGGUGAACAUGAACAAGAAUGGGGUGGUUAUUUUGUUGUUAAAGGACAUGAAAGAUUAAUUAGAAUGUUAUUACUACAAAGAGCAAAUUAUCCAAUAGCACUUAGAAGAUCUGGUUGGAAAGGUAGAGGUUCAUUAUUUAGUGAUCUUGGUUUAUCAAUAAAAUGUACAAAAGAUGAUCAUACAUCAACAACAAAUACACUUCAUUAUGUUACAAAUGGUACAGCAAAAUUAAAUUUUAUGCAUAAUAAAAGUCAAUAUUACAUUCCAAUUGUUAUGUUAUUAAAAGCAUUAGUAGAUGUAUCAGAUAAAAUUAUUUAUGAUGCACUUAUUGCUGGUAAUGAAAAUGAUAUUUAUUAUAAAGGUUGUGUUGCAAAUAUGUUAAGAGAAAUUCAUGAUGAAGGUUUACAUACACAUGAACGUAUUAAACGUUAUAUUGGUAAAAUAUUUAGAAUUAAAUUACCUGAAUUAUCAGAAGAUUCAACAGAUAUUGAAGUAUGUAAUUUUAUAUUAAAAUAUUGUAUUGCAAUACAUCUUGAUGAUCCACAAGAUAAAUUUAAUUUAUUUGUAUAUAUGACUAAAAAAUUAUUUACUUUAAUAAAUGAAAAAUGUAUUGUUGAAGGUACUGAUUCAGUUAUGAUGCAAGAAUGUUUACUUGGUGGACAUUUAUAUUUACAAACAAUAAAAGAAAGAUUAUUUGCGUGGUUACAAACAUUACGUUUAUCAAUAUUAAAACGUCAACAAAAACAAUGUGGUAUAGGUGAUGAUUAUAAAAUGACUGUACACGAAAUGUUAAUGGCAUUAAAAAUGACAAGUAAACUCGAACAUCAGAUGGAAAAUUUUUUAUCAACUGGUAAUAUUAAAACAGUUUCUGGUCUUGGUCUUAUGCAAACAACUGGCUUGACAAUUGUUGCUGAAAAUAUUAAUAGAAUGAGAUAUAUGAGUCAUUUUCGUGCUAUACAUAGAGGUUCAUUUUUUCAAGAAAUGAGAACAACUGAAGCACGUCAAUUAUUACCAGAUGCAUGGGGUUUUAUAUGUCCAGUACAUACACCUGAUGGUGCACCAUGUGGUUUAUUAAAUCAUUUAACAAAUGAGUGUGUUAUUACAAAACAUCCAAAUAUAAAAUUACGUAAUAAUAUACCACAAGUACUUGUUGAUCUUGGUAUGACACCAUUAUCACUUGCUGAAAAAUGGAAUACAUCAUAUACUGUUAUGCUUGAUGGACGUAUUAUUGGUUUAAUUGAAGACAAUAUUGUAUCACGUAUUGUUGAUAAAUUACGUAUGUUAAAAAUUGCUGGUAAAAAAGUACCAAAUAUGAUGGAAAUUGUAUUUAUAUGUAAAAAAAAAGUACGUUCACAAUAUCCUGGUUUAUUUUUAUUUACUGGACCAUCACGUAUGAUGAGACCAGUUAUAAAUUUAAUUGCAAAUAAAAUUGAAUAUAUUGGUACAUUUGAACAAGUUUAUUUAGAUAUAUGUAUUAAAACAGAAGAAGCACACGAGAAAACAACACAUCGUGAAAUUAAAAAUACAAAUUUUUUAAGUAAUCUUGCAAGUCUUAUACCAAUGCCUGAUUGUAAUCAAAGUCCAAGAAAUAUGUAUCAAUGUCAAAUGGGUAAACAAACAAUGGGUACACCAUGUCAUACAUGGCAUUUACAAGCUGAAACAAAAUUAUAUCGUUUACAAACACCAGCAACACCAUUAUUUCGUCCAGUACAUUAUGAUAAUAUACAACUUGAUGAUUUUGCAAUGGGUACAAAUGCUAUUAUUGCUGUUAUAUCAUAUACUGGUUAUGAUAUGGAAGAUGCUAUGAUUAUAAAUAAAGCAUCAUAUGAUCGUGGUUUUGCACAUGGUAUGAUAUAUAAAUCAGAAUUUGUUAGAUUAAAAAAUAAUAAAAGUUAUUUUAUGCGUGAUCCAGAAAAAAAAAAUUUAUCUGAUACAAUUGCUACGGAUGGUUUACCAGUACCUGGUACUAAAAUUAAACCAGAUGAUCCAUAUUAUUGUAUGUUUAAUGAUGAAGAAAAAAAAUUUAUAAUUGGUAAAUAUAGUGGUAAAGAAGAUGUACAUGUUGAAAAUGUUAGAUUAUGUGGUACACGUGGUGAUAAAUCACCAGGACAAGCGUGUAUUACAUUUAGAUUACCAAGAAAUCCAACAAUUGGUGAUAAAUUUGCAUCAAGAGCUGGACAAAAAGGUAUAUGUUCUAAACUUCAAAAUCCAGAAGAUUUACCAUUUACUGAAAGUGGAAUGGUACCAGAUGUUGUAUUUAAUCCACAUGGUUUUCCAAGUCGUAUGACAAUUGCCAUGAUGAUUGAACUUAUUGCUGGUAAAUCAGCAGCCAUUGAUGGCAAAGUAUAUAGUGCAACACCAUUUAAAUUUAAUGAAAAAAAUACAGCAAUUGAUCAUUUUUCUGAAUUAUUAAAAAAAGUUGGUUAUAAUCAUUUUGGUACAGAACAAAUGUAUUCUGGUUUUGAUGGAAGAUUAAUGAAAGCUGAUAUAUUUUUUGGUAUUGUACAUUAUCAAAGAUUACGUCAUAUGGUAUCAGAUAAAUGGCAAGUUAGAAGUACUGGUCCAAUUGAUGCAUUAACAAGACAACCAUUAAAAGGUAGACGUAGAGGUGGUGGUGUACGUUUUGGUGAAAUGGAACGUGAUUCAUUAUUAUCACAUGGCUGUCCAUAUUUAUUACAAGACAGAUUAUUUCAUUGUUCUGAUAAAACAUCAGCAAUGAUUUGUGGUAAAUGUGGUACACUAUUAGGUCCAAUAGCUGAACUUGUUAAAUGUAAAGAACGUUAUGAAAAUAAACAAAAUUGUCGUCUUUGUAAUGAUGAUAGACAUCUCAAAGAAAUUGAUAUACCUUAUAUAUAUAAAUUUCUUGUUACUCAACUUGCUUCAUGUAAUAUCAAAGUUAAAUCGACAUUAAAUGAUAUAUAA
Messenger RNA from Aphidius gifuensis, 3501 nucleotides. It is a transcript of the gene RpI135, whose product is annotated as DNA-directed RNA polymerase I subunit RPA2. Gene Ontology annotation, biological process: DNA-templated transcription. Gene Ontology annotation, cellular component: nucleus; RNA polymerase I complex. The coding region runs from base 106 to 3501 and encodes 1131 amino acids. The transcript has 2 exons. The record is from RefSeq and is a predicted model, not a curated record. Gene Ontology annotation, molecular function: ribonucleoside binding; DNA binding; DNA-directed RNA polymerase activity. NCBI's taxonomy places the organism in Eukaryota, Metazoa, Arthropoda, Insecta, Hymenoptera, Braconidae.